Rana temporaria (common frog) is the source of this 1743-nucleotide messenger RNA. It is a transcript of the gene CDC20, whose product is annotated as cell division cycle 20. Gene Ontology annotation, cellular component: anaphase-promoting complex. Bases 1 to 1527 code for a protein of 508 amino acids. The record is from RefSeq and is a predicted model, not a curated record. Gene Ontology annotation, biological process: anaphase-promoting complex-dependent catabolic process; positive regulation of ubiquitin protein ligase activity; positive regulation of anaphase-promoting complex-dependent catabolic process. NCBI's taxonomy places the organism in Eukaryota, Metazoa, Chordata, Amphibia, Anura, Ranidae. Gene Ontology annotation, molecular function: protein binding; ubiquitin ligase activator activity; anaphase-promoting complex binding. The transcript has 10 exons.
AUGGCUCACUUUGUUUUUGAAAACGACCUGAACAGCAUCCUCAAGCUGGACGCCCCAAUCACAAACGCCCCCAUGGCCCGCUGGCAGCGGAAGGCGAAGGAAGGGACCUGCUCCUCCACCAAUACCUCCGUGAACACCAGUGUCCUGUCACCGAUGAAGGCCGCAAACCGGUCACACAGCGCCAGCAGGACUCCAUCCAGGACCCCAGGGAAGUCGCAGGGUAAAAUGCAGGGCACGCCUUCCAGAGCCGGAGGAGAUCGCUUCAUACCCAACCGGAGUACAAUGCAAAUGGAUGUAGCCAGCUUCCUCUUGAGUAAAGAGAAUGAGCCUGAAGACCUAUCGCCAACCAAGAGGGAGCAGCAGAAGGCUUGGGCUGUCAACCUGAACGGCUUUGACAUGGAAGAAGCCAAAAUCCUAAAGCUUGGAGGCAAACCCGUUAAUGCCCCUGAAGGCUAUCAAAACAACCUGAAGGUUUUAUACAGCCAAAAAGCAACCCCUGGAUCCAGCAAAAAACCCACCCGAUACAUCCCGUCGAUGCCUGACAGAGUCCUUGACGCUCCUGAGAUCAGAAAUGAUUAUUAUCUGAAUCUGAUCGACUGGAGCUCACAGAACCUGCUGGCUGUAGCUCUGAAUGACUCGGUCUACCUCUGGAACUACAUGAGUGGAGACAUCAUCCUCCUACUACAGAUACAGCAACCAGAUGAGUACAUUUCAUCCGUCUCCUGGAUCAAAGAGGGGAACUAUCUGGCUGUGGGAACCAGCAAUGCUGAAGUGCAGCUCUGGGAUGUUCAGCAGCAAAAGCGUCUGCGUAAUAUGGCCAGCCAUUCAUCACGUGUUGGUGCUUUGACCUGGAACAACCAUAUCCUGUCCAGCGGUUCUCGGACUGGUCAAAUCCAUCACCACGAUGUGCGAGUCUCUCAGCAUCACGUCGCCACGCUGUCCGGACACACGCAGGAGGUUUGCGGCCUGAAAUGGUCUCCAGAUGGCCGCUACCUGGCCAGCGGGGCAAAUGACAACCUGGUGAACAUCUGGCCUUCUGUCCAGGGGGAUUCUGGAGAGUUCACACCGGUGCAAACCUUCACACAACACCAGGGGGCAGUCAAGGCUGUGGCCUGGUGCCCAUGGCAGUCUAAUGUGCUGGCAACCGGUGGGGGAACAAGUGACAGACAUAUCAGGAUCUGGAAUGUGUGCUCUGGAACAUGUCUAAACGCUGUGGACACCCACUCCCAGGUCUGCUCUAUACUGUGGUCCACAAUGUACAAAGAACUCAUCUCCGGCCAUGGGUUUGCACAGAACCAGCUUGUCAUCUGGAAGUAUCCAACAAUGACCCGGGUUUCAGAGCUGAAAGGUCACAGCGCACGGGUCCUCAAUCUCGCGAUGAGUCCAGACGGUUGCACCGUGGCCUCCGCCGCAGCAGAUGAGACUUUGAGACUAUGGAAGUGCUUCGAGGUAGAUCCCGCCACAAAGAAGGAAAAGGAGAAGGCCAGGAGCAGCAGCAAAAGCAUCAUCCAUCAGAGCAUCCGAUGAGAGCCGACCGCCCCCUUUUUUAUUUUAUUUUUUAAUCAUUCACAUGUAAAUACUUAAACUUUUAUGUUCUCAUUGCCUGUAAAUGUGUUGAAUCGCCCUUUUGUUUUUAUUUUACGGUCGCUUUUAUUGACCGCUGUAACAUUUGGCUAAUGUAUUCCUAUAAACUGGCUACACAUUUGUAUGAACAAUGUUCAAUUAAACCUUUUUAACAAUGUG